AUGGUAGACGAAAAAGAACGCGUGAUGCGUUUGCGAGAUCGUGAUAUUACCAAGCGAACCACAGUCGUGUCACAAAUUCGAGGUAUCCAUGCCCUCGGUGUACGCGCAUUAUCGGAUCCGGCUUUGGUUUCUGACUUCAAGCAUGCAGCAGUUGAUCUCGAUGCAUUGUGGAUCCAGUUCCGGGCAGAAGACGAUUCCGUGCUAAAUCAUCUCAUUGAGUUAGGCGAGCUCGAAGACUAUUCUCCGGAAUUGCCAGGGGAAGUGCGUAACCUCAUAACUACGUCGAAGUCCAUUAUCAGUCAGCUCACACCAUCUGGCGCUGAGGCCAUCGACCUGUCUUAUAUUAAUAAUCGGGUUGGUAAGCAUCAAGACGCUGGUCAUCAGGCCGGUUUAUCAUCGUCGUGCACCUCCAUUCCAUCAUCUCGUUUACCCGAAAUACCAUUGCCUAUAUAUGAAGGUGAUUUUCACCAGUGGCCUACAUUUCGCGAUCAAUUCCGCGCGAAUGUCGAUUCAAGGUCCAUACCUAAGGCGGACAAAAUGUAUUAUUUAGUUGGUUGCUUGCGCGGGGUGGCUUCUGAUGCCAUACGUGGCAUACCCAUGUCCGAGGACAACUAUGACCUGGCUUGGUCAACAAUUGAACACCGGUUUAAUAGACCACGACUAGUCGCCAUGUCAUUAAUUGACAAACUGUUCCAAUUACCCGUGUCCACUCAAGAGUCAUUGACAGACCUGAAUACAUUUGUCAGUAAAUUCAGCGAAGGCCUCUCCCUAUUAAAAUCACUAAAUAUUCCAGAUUUGGGAUCUUUCGUACUGUUUUCAAUGGCGUUUCGCUGUUUACCAAUCGCGACUCGGGAACUGUUCGAAACUACCGUCACGAGUCAGGGCGACUAUCCGACUAUUGAUGAACUACUGGCGUGCGUUCAGUCUCGAGUGUCAACGUUGGAAAUAAUUGGUGAUUCGAAACCAGGAACCGCUAGUUCACAGCCGAAGUCGUCUCAUCCGUCGAACCGUAAGGGAGGUCGUCCCAGUCAUUCUGGAUAUCAACAUGCUGCGUCGUUGCUCACAACGAAGCCUGAAAGAUCUUGUCCAUGUUGCAAGGCAAGUCAUAGUUUGGACUCCUGCAGCCAAUUUUUAUCGUGGGCAAUUGAUGAACGAAGUAAAUGGAUGCGUGAUCAAAGCUUGUGUUUCAACUGCUUCAGCGAUUCCCACUGGUCUAACAAAUGUCGGUCAAAACCAAGUUGCAAGCAGUGCUCUCGGAAUCAUCACACUUUGUUACACAUGGGUGGACGCAACACCAAGGACAAGGUUCCCGAACCCAAAGCUAAAUCAUCCUUGUGUGCAUCUCAACAGAUGCCCGCGGCUUCGACAUCAUGUUCAGUGAUGCUGGGGACAGCGCUUGUCCACGUGCGCGACCGUUCCGGCACGUGGCAGACGAUGCGUGCACUAGUUGAUUGUGCUUCACAAAUAAGUGCUGUUACGGUAUCAUGUGCGGAUCGCCUUGGUCUAAAACGCACUCGCUGGACUGCGCCUGUAACUGUUCUAGCUGGGCAUCCUGUUACUAGUGUAAUGGGUCGAAUUGAUUGCAUUGUCCAGCCCCGGUUUGCACCGGAACCAUCGCUGUCCAUCCAGGCUUGGGUAUUGCCGUCCAUCACCGGAGAUAUGCCCCACAAAACAUUGAAUUCUACUAUUAAGGAUAAGUUCUCAAAUCUUGCCUUGGCUGACCCUACAUUCCACGUCGCAUCAAGUGUGGAUAUGCUGUUGGGUGCUGACGUAUACGCCACCAUUAUGAAUGGCCAUAAAAUUGAAAUUGACUCCUCUCUGCCUUCGGCAUUCAAUUCGGUAUUUGGCUGGAUAUUAAUUGGUCCUGUUCCAUAUACCAACGUCGAGCCAGUUCAUGCGCUCCCGGUAUCGCUGACCAUAUCAAUUGAGGAGCAGAUGAACAAAUUCUGGGACAUUGAAGAACCUGAAACGGCUCCAGAUGCGUUUUCAGAUGAAGGAAAGUGUGAGUCCAUAUUCAGGAAUGAAUGUGUGCGGCUACCAUCUGGCCGUUUUUCUGUUCCUCUACCGUUCCGAGUCCCUGUUUUGCCAACAACAUUUGCUGGUUCUCGUUCAAUGGCAGUCAAGCGUUUUGAGUCACUGGAGAGGAAGCUAUUGUCUAAUCCACAGCUGCAGACAUUAUACGCAAAUUUCAUGGACGACUAUUUGGCGUUAGGCCAUAUGUCGGUCGCACCCACACCCGGUCAUUAUUUUGUCCCUCAUCAUGCAAUUUACAAAGCAGAUGAUGGUGACGCCAAGAUACGUGUGGUGUUUGACGCGUCUGCGCGAUGUUCAGCCGGACCGUCAUUGAACAGUUGUCUGCUUCCAGGGAAGAAGCUACAACAGGACAUAAUCGAUGUCCUAACGCGAUUUCGCAUUUACCCACAUGCGUUCACGGCGGACAUCUGCAAGAUGUACCGUCAAAUCCAGGUGCUACCAGAGUACCGCAAGUACCAGCAUAUUCUGUGGCGGUCAUCUCCACAUGACCAGCUUGUCGAAUACCAGUUAAAUACCGUCACGUAUGGAGUGACAUGUGCUCCUUUCUUGGCCAUACGCGUGCUUCAGUCAAUUGCUGAAACCGAUUGCACCGACGCCGAUCAUGUCCGUGACGCCUUGCUGUACCAGACAUACGUCGACGACAUCUGCGUAGGAGCGGAUUCAGUUGAAGGUGCUUUGGAGCUCCAAUCGUCCUUACGACGUAUUCUCGCAAAAUCUGGGCUUGAACUUAAAAAAUGGUCGAGCAACACUCAUGACAUUUUGUCAUCCGUGCCGGCAGCUGAUCGGGUAAGCACGCCGUUACCAUUCCACGAUUCCGAAGACGGAGGAACAAAGGUACUCGGAUUGCAAUGGAACCCCAACGAUGAUUUUUUCAGCUGUGCGUUGCGAUUUCAACCAUCUCCAAUAUUCACUAAACGUGGCGUGCUGUCAAUGGUGGCCAGAAUAUUUGACCCGUUGGGGUUAUUUGGCCCUACAAUUUUUUGGGCAUAA
Messenger RNA from Myzus persicae (green peach aphid), 3024 nucleotides. RefSeq lists its product as uncharacterized. The transcript has a single exon. NCBI's taxonomy places the organism in Eukaryota, Metazoa, Arthropoda, Insecta, Hemiptera, Aphididae. Bases 1 to 3024 code for a protein of 1007 amino acids. The record is from RefSeq and is a predicted model, not a curated record.